AUUGACACCACUUUCGAGACUUAUGACAAGUUUUUUAACUUGAACAUUGAUGUAAAGAGAAAAUAUACAAAGAAAACUGGAACGACAAAGAAUGGCUGGGAUGAGCUUGAAAGGGAAAGGUAUACCUACUUUAUUACAUACCUCUACGGAAGAAAAUUCUUCCAACCUUUUACUGCAAUAAGGAAUCCAAAAGGGAAAGACCGUAGUGUCUGCAUGCAUUUUAGAAAUGUCCGAUGAGUACAGUGAUAGAGGUAGGACUGAAUUGUGUGGAUUCUCUUUCUGGCCUAGAGCAAUAGAACUAGCUAAUAACCCGAUAAAUAGUCAGAUCCUCCGCACUAUUAAAGUGUCCAUACAUCUGUAGACGCUCGAUUACAUGCACUUAUUAAAUGUUUAUUUUAGAUGUUACUAAUUAAAAGCAAGAUAAGAGAUUAUACAGUGUAGAUUUUUUCGUAUAAGAGUGAGCACGUUUUUCGAACGAUUCAGAUAUUAGAAGCUCUGUAUCCUACGAGACGCAAUAAUAAUAAUAUAAUAAUGUACACUUAUAUAGCGCUUUUCUCUUAGUGAUCCAAAGCGCUUUACAAUCAGUAGAAAACUUAGAAAACAAAUAAUUCAAAUGCAACAUAACAGGAUUUAAAACCCCAACUGGCAGGAGGCAACCAGUUGGCUAUUUACAGGCGAGGCCGGGGAUUUGAACUCGGGACGACCGAGAACAAAUCCAGCAAGUGGCCAGAGCGGGACUCGAACCCGGGACCGCCGGAUUUCGAGUCUGACGCGCUGACCACUCGGCCACGCUGCAUCCUACGAGACGCAGUGAAGCCACGUAGAGUACUAUGCUCGUCUCUACGACUAAACUGGUUUUAAUUUGUAGUUAAUUGUUAUUGAAUUGUUAUUAUGAUAUUUAUUUACCCACGAAACACGUUAAAGCGUUUUGAAGAACUCGUGUGCCCGUGCGUUCUAGAUUGAAGUGGAAUUUGGAAGUUUUGGUUUUUUGAGGAGAUGGGAAAUCCGGAGUACCAGGAAAAAAAAUCUCAGAGCAAUGGAUACAACCAACAAAUCAACCGAAUAUUAUGGGCACCUUUUUACAUUUGCUGUUAGAGUGCAUUCAUUGGAAGGGAGUUUUUCAGUAGAGUGCGCGACGUUAACUAAUAGGGAGCUUAAGCAAAGACGUUUUUGAGCAACGGACGUCAACCGGAAGUGAGGACUUUUCCCUUGACGCUAUGUAAUUUGUAUUGCUUAGUUUGUUUACUCCUAUAGAGACGAUUUGACUGAAAAUUUGGGCAAAACCAUCGCCCAAAAAUGAAAAAGGGCAACUUCCGGUUGACGUGCGUCGCUCAAAAACGUCGUUGCUUAAGCUCCCUAUUAUGACGUCACCGAAACUUUGUGUCAAAUUGCAGCACCAACUUAAAAAGACCUGGAGACCUCAAAGAAUCAUUUGACUUCAGCGUCCUGGAAGAUGAAAACUUUGUAAGUGGUUGUUGCAAAUUUAUUUCACAAUAACAUUUACAACAGCACCUUGGAAACUCCGUGAGAAAUCGUUUAGGAACACUCGACUGGAACGGGUCCUCCGCUUUUUGCUGAAAACAUAUCGAUAGUUCUGUGGUUGAUUUUCUGGCGGAACUUUCUCCUGAAGUUAAUCAGAACGGCGGCGAAUUUCGUUUUGCAACUAAAACAAUGGCACCAUAUGAAAUUGCUAGUAAAGCGGGGUUUGAUUUUCGAAUGAUUACAUAUAGGAAUUUGUACACCGACUCACAAGAGUUAAAAGGAAAACUUAACACGACUUUGGUUUUGGAACGCUUACAAAUGAAUAUGGUGGCAGACGCCACCAAUUUUGCCUCAAAUGUCAUUUUAGUCAAAAGUUACCUCUUCAUGAAAUGAAAAAUACCAAAAUGAAAUUAGGCAGGGAUUGUCAAUUAUUUCUAUCUGGCUCUGAUCUGCCGUAAAGAAUAUAUCUAACGUGUAAUCAAUUGCCACUCCACAGACCUGGCCCAACGAGGAAGUGCCAAACUUUCAAAGCACUGUUCGAACCAUUUUUCAGUACAUGACAAGCCUUGGUUCAAGAAUGCUGUCUGUCAUAGCCAUUGGCCUUGAUCUGGUAAGAUCGAUUUUAUUGUAUUAUUUUUUUGGGAAGGUAGGAUUUACAGAUGUGAGCACUGAAAUAUAAUUCCUAAACUCUAAGUAAAAAGCGAAAUAAUCUUAGAUAGUGUGUAAGCCACGUGACUCUCUUAAGCCCCUUGCAAAUGGACGCAACAUUGUUGGCCAACAACUCCCACCAAUGUUGGAUGUUACAUGUUGCGUCCGUUUGCACACCCCGUUGCAUGUUGUUGCGUGUUGUUGGGAUUAAUUAAUGUUGCCCAAAGUUUGAAAGCGAUCAAACGUUUAGCUACCGUUUGAACGUAGUUUUAUGGUGUGAGAUGAGAUGUAAAUUUUACUCUGCUGAGAGUGCUGUGAAGUGAGAAACUCUAAAAAAUCUUUAUGAUUAUAGUCAGAAUUUAAACCCAGGGGGGUACUCCGGAUUUCAACAAGUGACAGGGAUGAUCGACUCAGAAAUUCGGCAUGGUAUUUUUGGGGUUUUGUUGGAGGCCCUAGGGAUUUGGGAGGGGGGUUUGAUUUUUGGCCCCAUUCGGUCAUCCCUGUCACUUGAAAGCCGAAGUACUCCACCCCCCGGGUAAUUUAGGAGGAGGAUACAUUUGACAAGGAGUCCUGAAAUUAAUUGCCAGCAUAGCGAUCAAAUCUAUCUCUUCCCCUGUUUACCCCAUAGGGUGUAUUAGUUUGCUCAUUAGACUGAGAUUGAGUUUCCAACUACCAAAGUAAUUUCACAGCCGACUUGUAUGAGGCUAGAACUCGCGCCUUUUUCUCAGCCAAUCAUAAGCACAACCGCAAUUUCCUGGGGCUGGUUAGAAAAAAAGUACAAUUUCCUCGCGCUCAUAAUAAUGGCCUGUUGCACAAAUUUCCUUCGAAUUGUUAUUGGUUCAUUCUUACAAGUUUGCUUGUUUUGUGAUUGGCGGUUACUUCAGACAGCUCUUUGUUUUUCCUCAAUGCAGGCAAUGUUAUUUUUCUUCGUAUACACAGUUUAAACGGUUUAAAAGCUUCUUUUCUUUUAAUUUUGCGCUAUCCAGGAUCCAGACACGUUUUCCUUUGCUUGGCAAAAGACAGGCACUUCCGAAGGUGGUUCUCAGUUAAGAUACAACUAUUAUCCAAUGAUAUCAGACCUUAGUAAAAUCAAGCCGGGUCAGAUUCGCUGUGGGGAACACACGGAUUAUGGUGGGAUUACAUUGCUGAUUCAAGACGAUGUUGGUGGACUGGAGGUAAGAACUCAACUGAGAAACCUAAUUCUGAUACUAUCUUAACAUUUGUUUAACACUUCCUUUGUCCGGAUCAUUUUAACUUUACUUCAAUAUUGCUACUUUUUUAGGCCAAUAUAGACUAAUAACAUGUAUAACGAACGUUUGAUUCAGGUGACCAAUGUUGAUGGACAGUUUGUACCCGCCAAGCCCAUGAAAGGAGCAGUGUUGGUCAAUAUUGAUGACCUGAUGCAAAGGUGGACAUCAGAUCGAUACAAGUCUGUGGUGAGUUUAAACAAUAAAUUAUAAACUAACCUCGAUCCCUCGAUCAAAAAAUAUGCCACAAGCCAUGAUUGGUUAAUAUGUACGUUAUAGAAGUAAAUUUGAGUACCUAAUUCAUCCCACCGUGCAGCUCUAACAAUCUGAAUAUCUCCUGAGUAUUUUGUUCGGUCAUUUAUUAAAAUAACCGUAACCGAUUUGAGUUUUAGAAAAAGUCGGAGAAAAUUCUUCAGAUCUUUAGAAAGAUCUGAAGACACUCAUUGAAAGUUAACUUUUAAGCUUCUGUUUCUUUUAUUUUGUGAAUUAUUAGUGCGUUUUAACGAUUUUUUUCCUUCCAUAAAACAGGUUCAUCGAGUGCUGAUUCCUGAGGAGGAAAUCAAGCGCAGAGUUCCUCGCCGAUCGUUGGUUUUGUUUCAUGACCCAGAUGAUGACACGAUGGUCACGUGUCUGGAUGGAUCUAACAAAUAUCCCCCAACCAGAGCGAGGGAUUGGAUCUAUCAUCAACUGCAUUCAACUUACAAAUAUUGA
Molecule: messenger RNA, 4088 nt
Organism: Porites lobata
Lineage: Eukaryota; Metazoa; Cnidaria; Anthozoa; Scleractinia; Poritidae
Source: the annotation of a GenBank genome assembly